Messenger RNA from Cyclopterus lumpus (lumpfish), 5036 nucleotides. It is a transcript of the gene appa, whose product is annotated as amyloid beta (A4) precursor protein a. Gene Ontology annotation, cellular component: membrane raft; early endosome; Golgi apparatus. The record is from RefSeq and is a predicted model, not a curated record. Gene Ontology annotation, molecular function: heparin binding; serine-type endopeptidase inhibitor activity; signaling receptor binding. Gene Ontology annotation, biological process: central nervous system development; axonogenesis. The transcript has 17 exons. The coding region runs from base 194 to 2566 and encodes 790 amino acids. Lineage: Eukaryota; Metazoa; Chordata; Actinopteri; Perciformes; Cyclopteridae.
GUGUGUGUUAAUCCCACUCCGCUGUGGUCAGGUGAUCCGUUGCUGAGCAGCUGUGCAGCCUCGGUAUCGCUCACAAUCACACAACGGGAGUCACCGGCGCCGAACGCACCAGUUUCUCACCCCCCGACGUGGAAAAAGCUUCACACCGUCCGGCGAAACGCUGCCUUUCGGAGCGUCGUGUCAGCGAAACGACAUGGGGGACCGAGUAGCUCUCCUGCUGCUGGCUGUAGCGGCUUCGGCUCUGGCUGCCGAGGUGCCUACCGAUGUUUCUAUGGGUCUGUUGGCAGAGCCCCAGGUGGCCAUGUUUUGCGGCAAACUCAACAUGCACAUCAACGUGCAGAGCGGCAAGUGGGAGCCGGACCCCUCGGGCACCAAGAGCUGCAUCGGCACCAAGGAGGGCAUCCUGCAGUACUGCCAGGAGGUGUACCCAGAGCUCCAGAUUACCAAUGUGGUGGAGGCCAACCAGCCAAUCAGCAUCCAGAACUGGUGCAAGAAGGGACGCAAGCAGUGUCGCAGUCACAUCCACAUCGUGGUGCCCUACCGCUGCCUGGUGGGAGAGUUUGUGAGCGACGCGCUGCUCGUUCCUGACAAGUGCAAGUUCCUGCACCAGGAGCGUAUGGACCAGUGUGAGAGCCACCUGCACUGGCACACCGUGGCCAAGGAGUCCUGCGGAGACCGCACCAUGAAUCUCCACGACUACGGGAUGCUGUUGCCGUGUGGCAUCGACCGUUUCCGAGGAGUGGAGUUUGUGUGCUGUCCCGCUGAGGCGGAGCGCGACACUGACAGCGCCGAGCGGGACGCUGAUGAUUCUGAUGUCUGGUGGGGUGGAGCGGAGACUGAUUACUCUGACAACGGUAUGGUGCGGGAGCCAGAGCCAGCGGAGCAGCAAGAGGAAGCCAGACCAUCUGUAGUAGAGGAGGAUGAGGAAGAGGAGGAGGAGGAGGUGGUGGCUGAGGAAAAUGACGAGGAAGAGGAGGAGGAAGAGGAUGUGCUCGACAACGACCAGGAUGGAGACGGAGAGGAGGAUGAAGAGGUGGUGGAGGAAGAAGAGGAGGAGGAGGAUGAUGGAGACGACGACGAUAUCGUCGACACGCUCGACGACAACGAUGACGCCGACGAGCCCACCACCAAUGUUGCCAUGACAACCACCACCACUACCACCACCACCGAGUCUGUGGAAGAGGUUGUCAGGGAUGUGUGCUGGGCCAAUGCCGAGACCGGUCCAUGCCGGGCCAUGCUGUCCCGCUGGUACUUUGACCACCAGGAGGGCCGCUGUGCUCAGUUUAUCUACGGCGGCUGCGGAGGCAACAGGAAUAACUUUGACUCAGAGGAGUACUGCCUGUCUGUCUGCAGCAGCGUCAUACCCACAGCCACGCCCAGCUCCCCCGACGCCGUGGACCACUACCUGGAGACGCCUGCCGAUGAAAACGAACACGCCCACUUCCAGAAGGCCAAAGAGAGCCUGGAGGCCAAGCACCGCGAGAGGAUGUCCCAGGUGAUGAGAGAGUGGGAGGAGGCCGAGAGGGAAGCGAAGAAUCUUCCCCGUGCUGACAAGAAGGCCGUCAUCCAGCGUUUCCAGGAGAAGGUGGAGGCCCUGGAGCAGGAGGCGGCCAGCGAGCGGCAGCAGCUGGUGGAGACCCACAUGGCCCGGGUGGAGGCGCUGCUGAAUGACCGCCGCCGGCUGGCUCUGGAGAGCUACCUGACGGCGCUGCAGCAGAACCCACCCAGGCCUCGCCACGUCUUCAGCCUGUUGAAGAAGUAUGUGCGCGCCGAGCAGAAGGACCGGCAGCACACCCUCAAACACUUUGAACACGUCCGCAUGGUGGAUCCCAAGAAGGCCGCGCAGAUCAGACCUCAGGUGCUGACCCACCUGCGUGUCAUUGAGGAGCGUAUGAACCAGUCUCUGGGACUUCUCUACAAGGUGCCCGGUGUGGCCAACGACAUCCAGGACCAAGUCGAGCUUCUGCAGAGGGAGCAGACGGAGAUGGCCCAGCAGCUGGCCAACCUGCAGACGGACGUGAGGGUGAGCUACGGCAACGACGCCCUGAUGCCCGACCAGGAGCUGGGAGACGGCCAGAGCGACCUGCUGCCCCAGGAGGACACGCUUGGCCUGGGCGGAGUCGGCUUCAUCCACCCUGAGAGCUUCAACCAGCCCAACACUGACAACCAGGUUGAGCCAGUGGACUCUCGCCCCAGUCUUGACAGAGGCAUUCCCACACGGACAGUGACUGGAAUGAAGAUGGAAGCUGUUCCUGAGCUGCGGAUGGAGACGGAGGACAGGCAGAGCACCGAAUACGAAGUCCACCACCAGAAACUGGUCUUCUUCGCGGAGGAUGUGGGCUCCAACAAGGGCGCCAUCAUCGGCCUGAUGGUUGGAGGCGUCGUCAUAGCAACCGUGAUCGUCAUCACCUUGGUGAUGCUGAGGAAGAAGCAGUACACCUCCAUCCACCACGGAGUCAUCGAGGUGGACGCUGCCGUCACACCCGAGGAGCGCCACCUGUCUAAGAUGCAGCAGAACGGUUACGAGAACCCGACUUACAAGUUCUUCGAGCAGAUGCAGAACUGAGGAGAAUGUCACAUUUACACCGCACACAUAAAACACACACAGACACACACACACACACACACACAGACAUCUCCUCCCACACAUCAAACACCUCCCCUCCCCUCCCUUUCCUUCCCAACCCCCUCUCCCCUCGAAUAGCCCCACGUCUCUACAAGGCAGUGUGGCUGAGAUGAUGGAGUCACUGAAAUAGUCAGUUACGGCCAUACUGGAGCGACUGUAGCCAGGGUUCUCUUUCAUUUCUGCCUGGGCGGACACUGUGGCCAAGCCGGUUUGCACCAUGUCUGUUAACUUUAUCGGAGCGAGACGCCUUUUUAAUUAAAGGAAGGUGUUUCUACACGUCGCUCCGUCUCCGUCUCUGCUGGCGUAUGGAAAGAGAAAAAGGCCCCGCCCCCAGCGCACUGAAACAAACCCUCCCUCCGGGGGAAAAGAAGCGCUUUCUCUCCACGCUGAUUCAGGGCCAGUGUAUAGUCUGGGUUUUUUGGCGUGGGACGGCUUUAGGUGUGCACUUGUGUCGGCAAAUCUGACCACUGAUCAGUGGGAUUUUUGGCGCACGCUGACCCCUGGGCCUCAUUUAGUCAAAUUGGCAUUUUACAUCAUUAUUCAAAAAUGUUGACGUAUUCUAUCAUAUUCUUUGUGAUGAUAAUAUAAUGAAAGUAGGCUUAAAUCAGGCCACAUUAUUUUUCUAAAUGAAGUCCAGUGUUUCCCCACUAACUGCACCACUACUGCACUCACUCUACAGUCUACACUGAAGUAACCCCUCCCCCUCCUCCUCCUCCCCCUCCUCCUCCCCUCCCCUCCAUCCUCUUUUCUUUAGUUAUUCUUAUGAUAGCUGGGCUGUGUUAAGUCACACAAGGCUCUUAAGGAUAUUUGGAGAUGCUGAUGAUAAUGAAUAUGUUGACGACGACGGUAAUAAUUGUGUAUUCUGAAUGAGCUGUUUUUUUAUUUUAGAGUUUUUUUCUCUUUUCGUUUCCAGUUUUGUUUUUCAAAAAAGAAUGAAAACGGAGGGGAAAAAAAAUAAAUAAGUCAACCGAUGUAAAGUCCUUUUUUUAAAUUGCGUGUAAUGUUACUGAAGUAAUGCUGAAGUCUUAGCUGUUCCUAUGUAGUGCAUGACAUCAAUGACAACAGGAUUUGGAAAGAAAAAAUACAAAAGAAACCCAAGAUCUUAACGCUGCUCUCUCUUGAGAUCCUUUCUCACGUAUAGAUUGUCAUUCUAGCAAGAUUGUACAUUUAGUAUCUUCUCGUGAUCACGUGACUUCAAACGAUGAAAAAUAUAUAUAAAUCUAGAUGAACGGGCUCUGCUUUGAUAUCAUGUAAAAUACACAUUUAAAAGAGAUCUGUGAUUUUGGAAUUUAAGUGUGUUCCUCAUGUCUUUUCUUUUUCCUUAUGUUCAUUUUUUUUUUUUUUUUUAAACCAUGCUACGUUCCUGAAGAUACAGGAGGGGGGCUGGCUUCAUCUCUGUUUGUAUAUUAUUAUCAUUCUCUGAAAUAUAUUGUUAAAAUGCAUAAGGGGCUCUCAGAAAUCACCCCCUUACAUAUAUAUCUAUAUUAUUUUUUUUGCUUUUUUUGUUGAUUUCAUGUUACUUUGUUUUCUGGAAAAGGGCAUGUUGUGGGCGUGAAGGUUACAGGGAGCGGGAAGGGAAACGGAGAAAAAAGAAAUGGGAGGCAUGGGGGAUGGGGUGAGGAUUAUCUCUGCGUGUAUGUUUUGUCAUUCUCAGUCUGGUGUUUUGUCCAGUUGUAAGCCGACGCAGUCUAUUUUUUAGUUUGGUAAUCAUUUUGCUGGUAGAACAAGUGGAGUACUGGGAGGAGGAGGAGGAGGAGGAGGAGGAGAUAGGGCAAGGUAGAGAGAAAAUGACUUGCAGUUCCGGAUGGAUAGCCAGCCAGCCUGUGUAUAUAAUGGAUUUUCACUCCCCAGCACAUACUUUCCCCUCCCUCCUUUGCCUUCCUUUCCCUCCAGGCAUGCUGCUCACCUCUCCGCCAUCAACGCACACGUGACUCCUCAGAGGCAGUGCACCGUCGCCUGUCGAUAGAUGGUUGUAGGCGUGUCACCAUUGAGAGACCUGCAAGCGAGUAAGGGGCAGGGGAAGUGAAAGCAGGGAUGAAAUAUUAGUCUUCAGUCACUUAGCUCAUGUUAAAGGUUCGUCAACAUCUCAACAUUACAUCGAAAAUAAAUGCAGUCUCCCUUCACUCCGUUAAUGCAUCGAAUGGCGAGUACGACCUGUGAGGAAAUGGUGUUCAUAUGGAGGCUGCAGUGGGGUGGGUCCUUGGUUUUCAGAGUGUGCUCAUUAGAAGCCCAACAGAGGGCAGUAGAGUAGAAGAGGAAGCAGGAUUUUCUUUCUAUCUUUUUUUUUUUUUCCCCGUGGGUUAUAUAUUGGUUUUGUUUUCCACUGUGUAAUAUUGUGCAGGCCAUUUGCAUUGACUGGGAAAACGCUUUCUACACUGUAUUCCAUAAUAAAGUUUUGAAUGUACAUACA